AAUUUAUGUAUGAUAUGACUGAAUCUCAGCAACAUCAAAUUCCAAACUCCGAAGGCUUCAAAAUUCUGUGAAAGAACAAAACAGCCAGUAGACUGUCAUUGUCGAAAUGGGGUAUGCCAUGAGUAAGCUGGAGUUAGAAUCCGAGUUGUUUGAAGGCGGUGAUGUCACCAAUGAAGCUGGUUGCAGUAACAGGUCUGGCAAACCAUCCGGUAAAGUAGACCACGAGAUCGUGCAGCUCACGAACCUCAAAUCAGCGCCUAAUGAACGACUGUGCCAACUCAUGCCGAGAAAGAAAAAACUACCUGUUUCCCCGGCGAAGAUGUUGGCCGGUCGAGAAGGUAACUAUUCUGGAAGGGGAGGAGGGUUCUCAUCAGCAGAUCGUUGUCACAUGCUUAGUAGAUAUUUGCCUGAAAAUGGUCCUUGGCUUGUGGACCAAGCGACCAGCCGGGCCUAUGUUUCUCAAUUUUCAGCUGAUGGUUCUUUGUUUGUUGCUGGGUUUCAGGGAAGCAAUAUUAGGAUAUACAAUGUGGAUGGAGGUUGGAAAGUUCAGAAGAACAUUCUUGCCAAAAGUUUGCGUUGGACAGUUACUGACACAUCCCUUUCACCAGAUCAGCGCUAUCUUGUUUAUACCAGCAUGUCACCUAUAGUCCAUAUUGUUAAUGUUGGGUCAGCUAACACAGAAUCCCUUGCAAAUGUCACGGAGAUCCAUGAAGGGUUGGACUUUUCUGCUUCUGAUGGAGGGUAUUCUUUUGGAAUAUUCUCUGUGAAAUUUUCAACUGAUGGACGAGAACUUGUUGCUGGAAGCAGUGACGAUUCAAUAUACGUUUAUGAUCUUGAAGCAAACAAGCUGUCCCUCCGAAUUGGGGCACACAUGGCUGAUGUUAAUACAGUAACCUUUGCUGAUGAAAGUGGUAAUUUGAUAUAUUCUGGGAGCGAUGAUAAUCUCUGCAAGGUGUGGGACAGGCGUUGCUUUGUUACAAAAGAUAAGCCGGCUGGGGUCUUGAUGGGACACCUGGAGGGUGUUACAUAUAUCGACAGUCGUGGAGAUGGUUGUUAUUUCAUAUCAAAUAGUAAAGAUCAGACCAUCAAGCUUUGGGAUAUCAGAAAAAUGUCUUCCAGUGCCUCUUGCAAUUUAGGGUUUAGGAAUUAUGAAUGGGAUUACAGAUGGAUGGACUACCCGCCACAAGCUAGAGAUUUGAAACACCCAUGUGACCAAUCAGUGGCUACUUAUAAAGGUCACUCUGUCUUGAGAACUCUUAUCCGCUGUUACUUCUCCCCGGAAUACAGUACGGGUCAAAAGUAUAUUUAUACGGGAUCUCAUGAUUCUCGGGUUUAUAUUUAUGACGUGGUAACCGGAGCCCAAGUUGCAGUACUCAAGCACCAUACAUCUCCGGUAAGAGACUGUAGCUGGCACCCGUACUACCCGAUGCUGGUCAGCUCUUCCUGGGAUGGGGAUUUGGUGAGGUGGGAAUUCCCUGGUAGUGGAGAAGCACCAGCACCGGUGAGCACAAAGAGAAUCCGAAGGAGAUAUUACUAUUGAAGGCCACCCCUACUUCUGUAAGAGUGUAAGUUAUACAUAUACCAUUAUAUGAUAUGAUUAUCUAUCUGUAUGCUGUUUAAAUAUCAGCUCUAAUAAUGACUAAUUGUUUAACA
Molecule: messenger RNA, 1653 nt
Organism: Hibiscus syriacus
Lineage: Eukaryota; Viridiplantae; Streptophyta; Magnoliopsida; Malvales; Malvaceae
Product: LEC14B protein-like
Exons: 10
Coding region: 107-1540 (477 amino acids)
Biological process (GO): proteasome-mediated ubiquitin-dependent protein catabolic process
Cellular component (GO): Cul4-RING E3 ubiquitin ligase complex
Molecular function (GO): protein binding
Source: RefSeq, a predicted model, not a curated record